AUGGGCAGUCUCGAUAACUCCAUUCCUCCAUUCCCCGAUGAUGUGCCUAUAGUGCCGAUCGCCCGGAUCUCACACUCCAAGCUGAAAUGCUCAGAUGAAAAUGAGAUGAUCAAAGUCCUCAACGCUUCUCAGUCAAACGGAUUCUGCUAUCUUGAUCUCACCGAUAACUCCGCGGGACAAUCCCUUCUGAAAGACACAGAAGAUGUCCUCGCCAUCUCACAACAAGCACUCAACAUUCCCCUCGACCAAAAGAUGGAAUGCGUCGCAGAGCGGGGCAAGGAAAUGUUCGGCUACAAACCUGCUGGGGCAGUGAAGCAGACUGAUAAAGAUGCACGACCCGAUACAACAGAGUUCUUCAACGUGAGCAAAGAUCACUUACUGGGAAACUCUGAGUCACAAAAUUAUCCUGCAGAGAUCACCGAUCAGUGGACGGAUUUGGCGAGGUUUGCUCAGAAUUGUCACUCUUUGGGACUUAUGUUCCUUCGCAUCUUGGCGCAGCAACUCGACCUACCGUCUGACGAGUUUACGAAAAGGAACAAGAUUUCAUCGGUGUCCGGAGAUCAUAUCAGAAUGACCAGGAUGCCGGGUUGCGACUCUGUAGAUGGUAUGAGAAUUGGUCUUGCCUCCCAUACCGACUUUGGCAGCAUCACCGUAUUGUUUAAUUGGGUUGGCGGCUUACAGAUACAAUCUCACGAUCCUGCCAAACAGGGUGAGUGGGCCUUUGUCAAACCUUUACCUGGACACGAUAUCAUCAAUCUCGGCGAUGCGAUGGUCAAAUUUAGUAAUGGGCGGCUCAAGUCUGGUAAACACCGUGUUGUUCCGUUGCCGGGCGCGCAAGGUAGAGUAGAUCGUUAUAGCCUUGUGUAUUUCGUCAGACCAGCCGAUGAUGUUCUGAUGCAGCCGGUUGAGCAGUACAAAAAUGAACCUGUAGUCACUGUAGGUGGUAAGGUUGGCGAGGACAAGGUGUAUACAGCUGGUGAAUGGUUAGCACACAGAUUGAAACAGAUGUCAAAGUAG
This is a messenger RNA of Fusarium proliferatum ET1, 1017 nucleotides long. RefSeq lists its product as uncharacterized. Bases 1 to 1017 code for a protein of 338 amino acids. Lineage: Eukaryota; Fungi; Ascomycota; Sordariomycetes; Hypocreales; Nectriaceae. The transcript has a single exon. The record is from RefSeq and is a predicted model, not a curated record. Gene Ontology annotation, molecular function: dioxygenase activity.